Molecule: messenger RNA, 4205 nt
Organism: Microcebus murinus (gray mouse lemur)
Lineage: Eukaryota; Metazoa; Chordata; Mammalia; Primates; Cheirogaleidae
Source: RefSeq, a predicted model, not a curated record
GCUCUGGGGAGUGUUUAGCACCAGACCCAUUGUAGGGAUUAGGGUACAUACAGGCUGAUCUCCUCCGGUCCCUUCUGCCUGCAGCAUGGAGAAGAACAAACUCCUCCAUUCAAGUCUUGUUCUUCUCCUCCUGGUCCUCCUGCCCACAGAAGCCUCGGGCUCUGCAAAACCACACUACAUGGUGCUGGUCCCCUCCCUGCUGCACACUGAGACCCCUGAGAAGGGCUGUGUCCUUCUGAGCUACCUGAAUGAGACAGUCACCGUACGUGCUUCCUUGGAGUCUCUCAGGGGAAACAGGAGCCUCUUCACUGACCUGGUGGCGGAGAAGGACUUAUUCCACUGUGUCUCCUUCACCAUCCCGCGGUCUUCGUCCAGUCAGGAGGUGAUGUUCCUCACCGUCCAGGUAAAAGGAUCAACCCAGCAAUUCAGCAGCCGGACCACAGUGAUGGUUAAAAACAAAGAGAGUCUGGUAUUUGUCCAGACAGACAAACCUAUCUACAAACCAAAGCAGACAGUGAAAUUUCGUGUUGUCUCAUUGGAUGAAGAUUUUCACCCCGUGAAUGAGUUGAUUCCGCUAGUAUACAUUCAGGACCCCAAAAGAAAUCGCAUCGCACAAUGGCAGAGUCUCCAGUUAGAGAGCGGCCUCACGCAAUUGUCCUUUGCCCUCUCAUCAGAGCCCUUUCUGGGCUCCUACAAGGUGGUGGUACAGAAACAAUCAGGUGGAAACGUAGAGCAUCCUUUCACGGUGGAGGAAUUUGUGCUUCCCAAGUUCGAAGUGCAAGUGACAAUGCCAAAGGUAAUCACCAUCUUGGAAGAAGAGAUGAAUGUGUCAGUGUGUGGCCUAGAAAAUCUGAACAGCCACGGCUGCGUCUCUCAGCAAGUAAACACCAAGGUCUUCCAGAUGAAGAGGGAAGGGUAUCAAAUGAAACUGGACAUGGAGGCCAAUAUCAAAGAAGAAGGAACAGGAGUGGAAUUAACUGGAAGAGGAUCCACUGAAAUCACGAGAGCCAUAACCAAACUCUCAUUUGUGAAAGUGAACCCUUACUUUAGAAGAGGGAUCCCUUUCUUUGGACAGGUGCGCCUAGUGGAUGGGAAAGGUGUCCCUAUGCCAAAUAAAACCAUCUUCAUCACAGCACAUGGAUCUGUCUAUAAAUCCAAUGCUACCACAGAUGAGAAUGGCCUGGCACCAUUCUCCAUCAACACCACCAGUGUUAUGGGCAUCUCUCUUACUGUACAUGUAAUAAUGGCAAAGGGAGGCAUUGUCCGAACUGGAACUCAUGUACUGCCUGUGGAACAGGGAGAUAUGAAAGGCCACUUUUCUGUGUCAGUCCCUGUGGGGUCAGACAUUGCUCCUGUCGCUCGGUUGCUCAUCUACGCCAUUUUACCUGACGGGGAAGUGAUUGGGGAUUCUGCAAUGUAUAACGUUGAAAAUUGUCUGACCAACAAGAAAUUUGGUUUUUUGUCCUUUGUAUUUGUACAGGUUUAUAACCUGCUACCAGUGCGGGACCUCACUGGCUUCCCCGCGGGUUUGAGUCAACAGGAGGAAGACGAUAGAGACUGUGUCUAUGGUUAUAACAUGAAUAUUAGUGGAAGACCAUAUAUUAUGAUUACAGAUAUACAUGAAAAAGAUAUGUAUAGCUUCCUACAGGAUAUGGGCUUAAGGGCAUUCACCAACUCAAAGAUUCGUAAACCCACAAUAUGUCUACCGCUUAUAUUGUAUAGCCCACGGAUACCUAAACCUGUAGAAGAAAUAGGUAAAAAAAUGAAUACAAAUUUAUUUCCUAAUAUAUUGAACCAAAUAAUAGACACAGAUGUAAUGGAACAAGGCCAUGAAACUGCAAGUAUGAUGCUUGCUGGAGGGGCUCGCACAGAGACUGUACGAAAGUACUUCCCUGAGACGUGGAUCUGGGAUUUGGUGGUGGCAGACUCUUCAGGUGUGGCUGAGGUAGGGGUAUCCGUCCCUGACACCAUCACGGAGUGGAAGGCAGGGGCCCUCUGCCUGUCCCAGGACACAGGACUUGGUCUCUCUCUCACUGCCUCUCUCCGAGUCUUCCAACCCUUCUUUGUGGAGCUCACCAUGCCCUACUCUGUGAUCCGCGGAGAGGCCUUCACACUCAGGGCCAGUGUUGUCAACUACCAUCCCAAAUGCCUUUUGAUCUUUGUGCAUCUGGAAGCCACUCCUGCCUUCCAAGCUGUCCCAGUGGAGAAAGAACAAGAGACUGUCUGUGUCUGUGGUGACGAGCGGCAAACUGUGUCCUGGGAAGUAACCCCAAAGUCACUAGGAAAUGUCAAUUUUACUGUGAGCGCACAAGCACUAUCAUCUUCAGAGUCGUGUGGGAAUGAGAAGGAUAGCCUACCUGAAUAUGGAAAGAAAGACACAAUCAUUAAGCUCCUAUUGGUUGAACCUGAAGGAAUAAAGAAGGAAGUGACAUUCAACUCCCUGCUUUGUCCAUCAGGUGCUGAGGUAACUGAAGAAUUAUCCCUGAAGCUGCCACCAAAUACUGUAGAAGGAUCUGCCCGAGCCUCUGUCUCAGUUGUGGGAGACAUAUUAGGCUCUGCCAUACAAAACAUACAAAAUCUCCUCCAGAUGCCCUAUGGUUGUGGAGAACAGAAUAUGGUCCUCUUUGCUCCCAACAUCUAUGUUCUGGAUUAUCUAAAUGAAACACAGCAGCUGACUCCAGAUAUCGAGUCCAAGGCCAUUGGUUAUCUCAACACCGGUUAUCAGAGACAGUUGAACUACAAACACCAUGAUGGCUCCUACAGCACCUUUGGGGAGCAAGGUGGCAGGAGCCAGGGCAACACCUGGCUCACAGCCUUUGUACUGAAGACUUUUGCCCAAGCUCGAAACCACAUCUUCAUCUACGAAGCACACAUCACCCAGGCCCUCACCUGGCUCUCCCAGGAGCAGAAGGACAACGGCUGUUUCAGGAGCUCUGGGUCGCUGUUCAACGAUGCCAUAAAGGGAGGAGUAGAAGACGAAGCCACCCUCUCCGCCUACGUUACAAUUGCUUUUCUGGAGAUUCCUCUCCCAGUCACGCAUCCUGUUGUCCGCAAUGCCGUGUCCUGCCUGGAGUCAGCCUGGAAGUCAGCAAAGGAAGGAGCCCGUGGCAGCCAUGUCUACACCAAGGCACUAUUGGCCUAUGCUUUUGCCCUGGCAGGUAACCAGGACAAGAGGGCAGAAGUACUCAAGUCCCUUCAUGAGGAAUCUGUGAAGAAAGACGAGUCAGUCCACUGGGAGCGGCCAGAGAAACCCAAGCCACAAGAGAGGUAUUUCGAGCCCCAGGCUCCCUCUGCUGAGGUGGAGAUGACGUCCUACGUGCUCCUCGCUCACCUCACGGCGCAGCCAGCCCCCACCUCGGAGGACCUGGCUUCUGCGACACGCAUUGUGAAGUGGAUCACAAAGCAACAGAAUUCCCAGGGCGGUUUCUCCUCCACCCAGGACACAGUGGUGGCUCUCCAUGCUUUGUCUAAAUACGGAGCAGCUACUUUUACCAGGACUGGCAAGGCUGUACAGGUGACAGUCCAGUCUUCGGGGGCAUUUUCCACCAAAUUCCAAGUGGACAAUAACAACCGCCUGGUACUACAGCAGGUCUCAUUGCCAGAGCUGCCUGGGGAAUACAGCACAAGAGUGACAGGAGACUCCUGUGUCUACCUCCAGACAUCCUUGAAAUUCAAUGUUGUCCCAGAAAAGGAAGAAUUCCCAUUUGCUUUAGAGGUACAGACUCUACCCCAAACUUGUGAUGGACCCAAAGCUCACACCAGCUUCCAGAUCUCCCUGAAUGUCAGUUACACUGGCAGCCGUCCUGCCUCCAACAUGGCGAUUGCUGAUGUGAAGAUGCUAUCUGGCUUCAUUCCCCUCAAACCAACAGUGAAAAUGCUUGAAAGAUCUAACCAUGUGAGCCGGACAGAAGUUAGCAACGACCACGUCUUGAUUUACCUGGAUAAGGUGCCAAAGAAUACACUGAGCUUUUCCUUUACGGUUCUGCAAGAUAUUCCAGUACGAGAUCUGAAACCAGCCAUAGUGAAAGUGUAUGAUUACUAUGAGACAGAUGAGUUUGCAAUUGCUGAGUACAAUGCUCCUUGCAGCAAAGAUCAAGGAAAUGUUUGAAGACCACAUGAAUGAAAAGUGCUUUGCUGGAUUUUCUGUUCUCAGUACUCCACAGAAGACAAGUGGGUUUUUUUUUUUGUUUUGGUUUGGUUUUGGU